Messenger RNA from Rhopalosiphum maidis (corn leaf aphid), 1060 nucleotides. Its product is annotated as embryonic stem cell-specific 5-hydroxymethylcytosine-binding protein. Gene Ontology annotation, biological process: DNA damage response. The record is from RefSeq and is a predicted model, not a curated record. NCBI's taxonomy places the organism in Eukaryota, Metazoa, Arthropoda, Insecta, Hemiptera, Aphididae. Gene Ontology annotation, molecular function: single-stranded DNA binding. The transcript has 6 exons. The coding region runs from base 36 to 956 and encodes 306 amino acids.
UAUUGUGUUGUAUUGAAGUUGAAUGUGAAAAUAAAAUGUGCGGCCGAACUGCUUGUAACUUAAAAUGUGAAACUUAUUGCAAAGCAACGAGCUAUAAAGAUCGUAAAGACACAUUGUAUCGUCAACCAGAAUGGCAUGAUGAAAUGAAUGAUAACUUUAAAUUUAAACAAUCCAACAACAUAGCACCUACUGAUGUAACUCCUAUUCUUGUUUCUGGCGAAGAAUUUGUUGGCUACCCUUCUAGGAUAUUGACACCCAUGAUAUGGGGUAUGAUACCUCCCUGGCAUAAGGGAAAUUUCAACAACCAUGGAUUAAGUACAAAUAAUUGUCGAAUAGAAAAUGUAACAACUUCAAAACUUUACAGUGAACCAUUGACUAAAGGAAGAAGAUGUGUUGUAAUUUGUGAAGGUUUCUACGAAUGGAAAACAACUGAAGGACCCGGAAAGAAAAAGCCUUACUUUAUAUACAUGCCCCAGAAAAAUGGAGUUUCAGUUUAUGAUACAAAUGCUUGGGAAUCAGCUCAGUGGUCAGAACAAAAUGGUUGGUGUGGACCAUCUCUACUACAAUUAGCUGGUAUUUACAAUAAAUGGAAUUCAUCCGAUGGGGAUGUUUAUAGCUAUUCAGUUAUCACAAUGGAAUCAAGCAAGUCAUUUUCACAACUUCAUCACAGAAUUCCUGCAGUCUUAGAGAAUGAACAACUUAUAGAGGACUGGUUAGAUACUAGAAGGGUGUCUGCAAGUCAAGCCAUCUCUAUGCUUCGUCCUACUGAUAAUCUGACCUGGUAUGAAGUGUCAAGCAUAGUCAACAACUCGCGUAACAAAAGUGAAGAUUGUAAUAAACCUACAUCAAAAAUAGUUAACAAAAGCAGCACUUUUAUGACAUCUUGGUUAACAGGAAAAAAUAAAAAAAGUGAUAGUAAUGAUGAAGAUCAAAUGAGGAAAAAACCUAAAAAUUAAUUACUCGUUAUCAUACAAUUUUAAUUGAUGUAUACAACAUAAUAUAUUAUUUAUAACUAUUAUAAGAAUAAUAUUUUCAAAAUAAAAGAUUUAAUAUUUGAUUC